Molecule: messenger RNA, 2421 nt
Organism: Annulohypoxylon truncatum
Lineage: Eukaryota; Fungi; Ascomycota; Sordariomycetes; Xylariales; Hypoxylaceae
Product: heterokaryon incompatibility protein-domain-containing protein
Exons: 1
Coding region: 265-2382 (705 amino acids)
Source: RefSeq, a predicted model, not a curated record
UAUAAACACAAUAUCCAUGAGCCUCAACUCAAUCCCAAGAUACUGCGGAUUAACCAAUUGCGCUAUAUAUCUGCGGUAUCACCAAUGACUAGGUGCUUACGGCGCAUUUGCGGGGUAUGCAGGCGCCUCAGCUAAGAGAAUCCUCUACACGUAAUCCUUCAAUCAUUGGAUCUUCCACAAACAACCUUCAAGCCUCAUAGAGUGCUUUGGUUUCGCGAUAACUUUCGCUCGACACAGCCUGAGACUAGGCGAUAACCGCGGAACAUGUCCUUAUACGCCAAGAUCAAAGUUAAAGUAGGUCGUAUGUUCGAUAAGGUCGACGACAGCCCCCUUCAUGAGAAAUUCAGCGAUCCGACGUUGGAAAUCCGACUGCUCGAGGUCGAGGAUGACACUGCGGCUGACAUUCGGUGGAAGAUGAAAAUCGCGCUUCUCGAAGAUAACCCACGAUUUACAGCUCUCUCAUAUGUCUGGGGCGACCCAGCCAAGACGGAACGCAUCACCGUGAAUGGCCAGAAGGUCGAGGUGACGGCAAACCUAGCAUCCGCAUUACGCCAUGUCCGCCAGCAUUGGGAACAGGAGGUUGGUCGUCAUUCGCAGGGCAAAUUCCGCCUAUGGGCAGACGCUCUGUGUAUUAACCAGAGUGACGUUCAUGAAAAGAACCACCAAGUCCCGCUGAUGAGAUCCAUAUACUCUUCCGCCGAGCUUGUUAUAUGUUGGCUCGGCCCGGCCGACUCUAAAAUUCGUCUAGCUUUCGAGAUGAUCCGUCUACUUCAUAACGAGUGGACACGCUCAAGUACUGAUGAGCUCCUAACCUUCGACUGGAUUCGUCGUCACCCCUCGCUACACACAACACCUGAAAAUGAGUACCCCAUGAAUCAUCGGUGGGAGGCUGUGCAAUACUUAGCUCAACUGAAUUACUGGAGACGCACCUGGAUUCUCCAAGAAGUCGUCCUCGGCAAGAGGACUAUCAUAGCUUCUGGCAAGCGAGCAACCGAAUGGUCUUUGAUACGAGAUGUCGUGAGAACGGCCAGCAUGCUGAGUGGCAAGAUAACGAAUAACGGUAUUGACUGGCCGACAUGGAUAUGUCCGGAAGUCUGGAAAGCGAUCAAGAACGUGCCCGUGAGCUGGGCUGCCAUACUGUUCUUCUCUAUAGUUAGUAGAGAUCAAACGGGCCAACCAAAUAUAGAGCUCACCAAAUCAGAUUGGCUGCGUGCUGUCGUAGCGGGAAGAAUAUUGCAAGCGACUAAUCCGAAAGACCAUGUGUACGGGCUAAUGGGUAUCUUCCCAAUCCGCCUGGUUCCCGAUUACAGCAAUUCCACGCCGGUUUCUACGAUAUAUCGAGACUAUAUUGGUGUCUGGCUGAGGAAUUGGGAGAUGGGGCUCUGCGGAGACUUAGAGGAACUUUACUUCCUCUUGUAUUCAGGUGUUUAUCUGGAAAGUUCAGAAUUGAAGCUCCCUUCUUGGGCUCCAAACUUCCCAGUUCUAUCUAAGCACCGGCAGGCGGUCUACGACGGUAAGCGUCAGUUUGGCGAAUUUAUCACCGAUGGUCACGCGGACCGAUCCGUGUUUCCGCCGGACACUGAGGGUUCCUCGAUCGUUGACAUGUCUCUAUUUGUGAGUGGCAUAGACUUAGGUCCAGUUGUCAGUUUUGAAAACUACGGCAACGAGAUGAGUCGAGUUUCUACCGCUACAACCAAGUACCUGAGACAAUUUAUCUCGGAGGAGCCAACAUAUCCUAACGGAUCACCCUCGCUUCAAAUGGUGUUCCGACUGUUCUGCCGGAAAUCGUACGGGAUGGGCAGACCACUUGAUGCGAGGGGGCUUGUGAAGGCGCUUGGAUUCGUGGAAACACUACUUGGCCUCGACCCCGACGAGCCAGCGCUGAGAAACGAACUACGUAAGAGAAACCUAGGAGGUUUUGGCUUGAUAGCAGAUGAUGCGGUGGCGUUUGCUACUUCCUUCAUGGACGCAUUUGCGCCUCACGACCCAUCAGUCGAACGCCUCGAAAUUCUGGAUAUUCUACACCGAUGGCACAAUUCUAGCGGCGGCAUUAGCAGUUCGGAGAUGGGAUACGAUGACGACCACUUAGCCAUACUCAUCAGCUCUUGUUUAUAUUAUCUCCAAGAGGCAAACCAAGGCGCUCAUCAUGUUAUAUUCAAGAUGGGACGGUAUAUCGGUAUCUCAGCGCGCGGAAUCCAAGUUGGAGAUCGCGUAUGUGUCUUGAAGGAAAGCAAUACGUUAUCGGUUCUAAGGAUGACGCCGGGUAAUGAGAAAUACUAUAUCCAUGUAGCUCCUUGCUUUAUUGUCGGUCUCAUGAACGGCGAAGCUAAAAGGUUUCUAGAAAGCGGUCACUGUAAAGUUCAAAGGAUUGAAAUUCGAUAAUGAACAUUCCCAGAUGGUACCUAGGUGCCAGCCUACAUU